Turnera subulata is the source of this 427-nucleotide messenger RNA. The record is from the annotation of a GenBank genome assembly. Lineage: Eukaryota; Viridiplantae; Streptophyta; Magnoliopsida; Malpighiales; Passifloraceae.
AUGCUGGUUCAGGAUCCUAGGAAAAAGCACAACCGGGAUUCUAUUUUUGAUGGAGCUAACAACUUGGCGGUGGAGAGGCCGUCUGAUUUGUUGGAUUCUUCCUCGAGCUCGUGAAGCUUCACUGGUACGGGGAGGUUACUCUCCGGUGAAACGUUUGCGCCUGUUCCCCCUCUGCCGCCUGCGACUAUCAACCAUACUAUCACUCUAUGGAGGAAUCGCUUUACCGUUGGCGAUGGUCCUCUACGGAGGAAGAGAGGCUCGGUGCUGGCCAGCUCGAUGAGGAGCUCAAGGGCCUCGUUGCCGUUGUGAGGGCUUCGGUACAGGUGCGCAUCAUGGCGGGAAGGAGGUCCUGGAAGCGGUCGCGAUCGGAAGGGGAGGUGAGGCAUUGGAUGAAGCUGAUGAUGGCGUUGAGGGUGGCGAUUUUGAG